AAAAACAUUAUAAUUACUUGCAUUCGAAGAAUCUCUUCACAAAUGGACGCUUCAUUUGCCAAUAAGGCCAUGAUCUUCCUAAUUUGGCUUAUGGCUCUCACUUUUUUCAGAUCUGCUUGGGUUGAAGCUGGAUGCAGCAAUGAACAGAACAGAGCUCUGUUGGAGAUCAGAAACUCUACACACGGUCUAGCAUUCGCCGAUUUUGACGGGAGUCAUUGUUCAUCAUGUUGUCGGGCACAUGGCAUAAGGUGUAACGCGGAUGGGAAAGUUACCAGUAUCUAUUUGCGAAUGCAAUCGGCACCAUCAACCACAUGGUAUCCGAACGUAACUUCGUUCAUCUUAUUCGAUGAACUUGAGGUACUUGGUCUUAUCAACAUGAACAUCGGAGGAAAGCUUCAACCUUUUUGUGAACUGAGGAGAUUAAAAAAUCUAAGGAGGUUGAACCUUUGGAACAAUACAUUGGAAGGUAAUAUUCCUUCUUGUCUGGGGAUGUUAGAAAACCUCGAACUACUUGAUCUAUCGCUUAAUUUCUUUCAUGGUAAUCUACCCUCAUCGAUAUUCUCCAACCAGAGCAAGAUUGAGUGGUUUCUUGUUCGUGAUAAUAAGUUAGAAGGGGUCUUGCCAUUUUCCAUAUUUGCCAAUGCUUCUAGACUCAAAUACCUCCAGCUUUCAAGAAACGCUUGGGAAGUUGAUACGGAAUCUCCUUCGUGGGUGCCGACCUUUCAGCUGACCGAUCUGUUCAUGACAAACUACAGCCUCAACAAGAAGAAUGGUAACGUUGUCCCAAGCUUCAUCUCCAACCAGUCUUUAUUGAAUGUGCUAGACUUGUCUGGAAACUCAUUAGAAGGAAGCAUACCUUGUCAUCUUUUCUUCAACAUGCAUAUCCGAGUUUUAUUCUUGAGUGGUAACAAAAUCGAAGGUUCCUUUCUUGAUUGCUCUGCUAAUGGAACUUCAUCACUUGAGUGGCUUGACAUAUCUCAUAAUUAUGUCAAUGGUUCUCUUCCAGAAACUAUUGGGCAUCUCCUUCCACGCUUACGUUAUGUUAGAAUAUCCUCAAAUGCAAUAGAAGGCAACAUUCCCCGUUCCUUCGGUAAAAUGCCUCUCGAAGUACUAGACCUUUCUUCUAACAUGCUCUCAGGAACAAUACCACGGAGUUUGACUAGAAAUGGCACGCUACUCGAAUUUCUAGAUUUAUCAAACAACAAAUUGCUGGGAGAGAUGCUACCAAGGGACUCGAACAUGACAAUGUUGAAGUUCUUACAUCUUAGUGGCAAUCACUUGAGAGGAGUCAUCUCACCCACCAUAUCAAACAGUCCGUCUUUGGCAAUCCUAGAUAUUCGAGGCAAUGACUUGUCUGGUAAUAUUCCAAAGUGGUUAUAUGAUCAUCCUCGCUUGGUAGCUGUUCUUUUAAGUGGAAAUCACUUUGAAGGUCACCUGUCCAGAAGAAUGUGUCGAAUGGAAAGACUACAAGUUUUUGAUGUCUCUCAUAAUCGUCUUUCAGGAGGUAUUCCUUCCUGCAUUGAUAACAUUACUUUUUGGAAGCAGAGAUCUCCAAGCCCUACUUACUCCAAUUAUUUCACAGAAAAUGGCCGUAUCAAUUACGUGUUCCAGGAAAAUGAUAUAAUGAAGUUUGGCUUUGACCGGCAAAUUCUAAUGUCCCUGGUAAUAAAAAAUAGGGUAUAUAACUUCACAGGUCUCCCUCUCUUGCUUAUGACCGGAAUUGACUUAUCAUCUAACCAGUUGACAGGUAGCAUUCCUUCUGAAAUGGGAGAACUUUCACAGCUUCAGUUCUUGAACUUAUCAAGUAAUUCUCUAACAGGAUCCCUUCCAAUCUCUUUUGGAAAGUUGAGAAGCAUGGAAAGUUUGGAUCUUUCUCACAACAAGUUGAGGGGGAGAAUCCCUUCUGAAUUGGUUGGACUCACUUCUCUAUCUAUAUUUAGUGUUGCCUGCAACAAUCUGUCAGGAAGAAUCCCACUUGAGCGUCAAUUCUCAACUUUCACAAGCCAAUGCUAUGAGGGUAAUCCGAAACUCUGUGGAAACCCCCUGCCAAGAAAUUGCUCAACCGCAAACCAACUUGAACCUGAACAUAAAGAGCAACAAAAGGACGAAAAAGAAGGAAAUAGAAUGAUUGAUCACCCUAAUUUCUUCUUCUACGCAUUUGUAACUAUGUCCUAUGCACUCGGGUUUUGGGCUUUCUUUGGGAUCCUAAUCAUUAAAAAGAACUGGAGGCACAAGUAUUUCAAUGCCGUGGAUGGAUAUAUUGAGUCUUUGUUUGAACUAUUCUCUAAGUACAGGUGAUUAUCAGAUCAAUUAAGUAUGCAAUGUAAGCAAUUUUAUGAAAUAUCUGUAUUUCAAAGUAUUGCUUAUCUUCAAUAAAGAUGGAGCACUUCUAGCUUAUAUUGAGUAUUUGUUUGAGAUGCUGGCCUUUUACGCUAUUUUAAAUGAUUUAGUUCAUUUUCUUUUUCCUGGCUUCUUAGGACCAGUGGGAAUAGACUUUAAUGCAGUCAGCGGGAAGUCAAUUUACCUUGGCAAUAAGUACUACGCAUAGAAUUAAGACCCUCUUUAUGUACUCGUAA
Juglans regia (Persian walnut) is the source of this 2576-nucleotide messenger RNA. RefSeq names its product receptor-like protein 56. NCBI's taxonomy places the organism in Eukaryota, Viridiplantae, Streptophyta, Magnoliopsida, Fagales, Juglandaceae. Bases 43 to 2298 code for a protein of 751 amino acids. Gene Ontology annotation, molecular function: protein binding. The transcript is spliced from 2 exons. The record is from RefSeq and is a predicted model, not a curated record.